AUGAAAAUCACUUGGUUUUUAGGAUUAUUGCUAAUUGCCUCAGCUGUUACAGCUUAGUCUCUAUAUCCUCAUGAUGAAGAAAUCUAAAUCAUUAAUGGUGAAGAACAUGUUUAAACUCCUUUUGGGUUGAUGUUAAGAGAAUGUGUCCAUAAUGUUCCAUCAGGUACUUAUAUCUAAGAAUCUGAAGAUGGAAGUGUAUUCCUCACUAAUAAUGAAAAAAAUUUUGCAUAAAGAAUCCAAAAAAGUGAGAAAUGUCAAAAAGCAAAUCCAAGAAUAAAAUUAGAAUAAUGGAUAGACAAUGGUGGAUGGUAUCUUCCUGCUAAUACCACAUUAAGUAAGUUUGAAGCUAACUAUUUUGUUCCCAAUACUCCUCGUACUACAAACAAUUAAUGGAUAUAUUAUUUUAUUGGAUCUUAAAAUAAUGAUGGUAGUGGCCCUGAAAUAACUAUUCUUUAGCCAGUUUUAUCUUAUUUCAGAGGAUGGUAUUUCUAAUCAUGGAAUUGCUGCCCUGAUGGAUAGGCUUAUAAUAGUCCAUCUAUUUUUAAUAUCACUCCUCAUGAUGAGGUUUAUGGCUCAGUUGAAGUAAAAGACUCUCAAGUAACUAUUAUUUCUCAAAAUAAAUUAGGGGAAUAAUCAACCCUCACAGUUGAUAGAAUUGGUAGAAAUUUUAAUUGGAUAGACGCUACUUUGGAAACUUACUAAAUAACUAAUUGCACUGAUUAUCCAAAAGGAAGAAUGACAUAUUCAUAAAUGAAUGUUACCCUUUCUGAUGGAACUACUGCUUUACCAGAAUGGUAUAAUAGUUUUGGACCUUCAGAAUGCCUUGGAAAGACAGUUAUCCAAGAUCCAUAAACAAUCUCUAUUUACCACAAUGUACUUAAAGAAUGA
Molecule: messenger RNA, 888 nt
Organism: Tetrahymena thermophila SB210
Lineage: Eukaryota; Ciliophora; Oligohymenophorea; Hymenostomatida; Tetrahymenidae
Exons: 1
Source: RefSeq, a predicted model, not a curated record